AUGACAACGACAAUGACUAAAACAGGGCCUGGGAUUCUGUCCGAACGGGCGAGUUAUAAGCCGGCGCCGAUGAUGAUGAUCCCAGGGAUAAAGGACUCAAGUCACCGGUUUGGGAUCGGCUCGGAAUCGCUCACCACCCAGCUGCAGCUCGGCCAGAACUCCGAACUGGCUAUUCCUCGACCCGUCGUCCUAAACGGAUCCUCUUCCUUAGGAGUCGUCCUUGCUGACAAUCGGGAUUCUGCGGCUGCUGAGCCGGGUACAAGAGAGGGGGAUGAGGGGCAGAGAAGUAGGUCUGCUGGCGAAGAGGGGGAUACUCUUGGGCGGAAAGGGAAAUCACAGCCCGAUUCGAAAUCCUCACUUGAGGAGGCUGGGGGAGAGCAAGAGGAGACCGGUUUGGCUGGGGAAGUGGAAUCAAAAGAAGGUCAUCAGGACAAGAAGCCUGCCGAUGGCCUAGCAGAACAGCCUCAACCUGCACUACCUUCCUUAGCCGACGUUCAAGAGCUUUUAGUAGCUCCUCAACUCCAAAGUCUUGUCGAACUUCCCCAGCCUGAUGACUCCCUUCCUGUUGCCCUUCCCUCCUGUCUCGCUAACUCUAACCCCGCCAGCCAGACCUACUUGCUCGUCUCCAAGAACAUCAACGAGGAUAGCAGCGGCAACAAUAAUAAUAAUCAGCACAAUGGUGAAGAUGUUGACGGCCAAAAAACCAAUGCUCCUAAUAAUUCUAAUCCCUCCGAUGAUAUUGUCGAUCCACUUUCUCCAGUCGAUGCUGCCUGGGGUUUAUGA
Puccinia graminis f. sp. tritici CRL 75-36-700-3 is the source of this 783-nucleotide messenger RNA. RefSeq lists its product as uncharacterized. The transcript has a single exon. NCBI's taxonomy places the organism in Eukaryota, Fungi, Basidiomycota, Pucciniomycetes, Pucciniales, Pucciniaceae. The coding region runs from base 1 to 783 and encodes 260 amino acids. The record is from RefSeq and is a predicted model, not a curated record.